Messenger RNA from Monomorium pharaonis (pharaoh ant), 9732 nucleotides. RefSeq lists its product as uncharacterized. Bases 4117 to 5574 code for a protein of 485 amino acids. Gene Ontology annotation, cellular component: membrane. NCBI's taxonomy places the organism in Eukaryota, Metazoa, Arthropoda, Insecta, Hymenoptera, Formicidae. The transcript is spliced from 4 exons. The record is from RefSeq and is a predicted model, not a curated record.
UGCGCUAGUUAUUAUUAAUCAAUUUUUCACACAAGACUUUUAACUUUCCAUGCGACAAAGAGGAAGAGGGAUAAAAGAAAGAGAUGCAAAUAUUAAAACUAUAAAAGUCCACUUGAAGAGAGGAUGCGAAGAGUAGAAGAAACUCGGCUGUAAGGGAUGCUUACUUUGGGUGCAUCCGUUUUUUUUCGGUUUGUAAAUAUUCAAUUACAACGUUUGCUCAGGAGAUAUACAGCUGAGACGGAUACUUAGGGGAAGCAUGCGAAGUCCCACCCCCGUGAUAGUCAAGUUGAUAUAUAGCGUUUACCCUUUCCGUCCUCUUCACGCUCCGUCUCUACAUAUCUUACACAUAGUAUAACCGGUGCCUAUGUUCCCUACUCUCCCUCCCUUUCUCUUUCUCUGUCUCCUUCGCACUGCUACUACGUCCGGUGGUAACAUACAGCUGAACAUUUUUAUCUUUCCACCUCUUCCUUCCAUCUCGGCUCUAUUUCUACGUGUUCAAUGCUGUACGUGGGGCUGCGCGCACCCUUCUACAAGUAAGACCUUAUCGGUCAGACCUAUUUCUCGCGGCGACACUACUCCAUUUCGAUUACAUAAGUGAGACCAAUCUCGUCCACCCUUUCGUAAUGUGAAAUAGUGAUAUUGGAAACGCCAGUUUAUCCCGCGUGACGGCGGUCGCUGGUAGAUCGAAGUGGAACCCACUUCGCCCACCUCCGAUAAUCCGCCCUUGCACACUCCCUUCGCGUGUCUUCCCUCUAUCUGUCAGUCUGCCUCGCGAACGGCAGCGGUGGUGGUAGAGCCUCCUCGUGCCAGUCCGGUUGCCUGCCUUGGGCGCUGUUCAUAGUGGCUACCCCCGCGGUCCACGUAGCCCCAAGUGCCGCGUGUUCUCCGCGCCGAUAGGAUAGAGAAAGAAGAGAAAGAGAGACCAAAGAGGAGGAAAAUAGACAAGAUAGAUAGAUAAAGAGAGCCGCGCGUGUCCGCGUCUGGAACAUCGUCCGAUGCGUGGGGCUCGCGGGGCGAGAGGCGUUGGGCGUCGUGGCCGCGGCGUCGCGACGACGACAACGACGACGACGACGACGACGACGCUCGGUCGCGCGCACGAGCUCUCGACUCUGCGUGAUCCGUGGCAGUGAGAAGCAGCGCGUCGCGUCGCGUCGCGCCGCUCCGCUCCACGAAGCGUCGUGCGAACGACAUGCGCUACGGCUGGCGGCGGCCUUGUCAAGUGUUGUCGACUGUGACCAGGAGGACGGGGACGAGGCCGAGGCCGAGGCCGAAGACGAGAACGAGAACAACGUCAACGGCGGCGAGAGGAUCCAGGACAACCGUAACAGCGCCGGCAGCGAGGACGUCGAGGUGGUGGUGCUGAGAGGUGGUGUACACGAGGAGUACGAGGAAACGCGGCUGGCAUGAACGACGACGUCGUGGACGACGUUGCCGAGGAGGACUCUCGUGGCGAUGCUCGUGAAGGAAGCUCUACGAAGGGCACGACGACGCCGACGACGCCGACGACGACGACGACGAAGACGACGACGCGCGCGUUCCUCGUGCACACCGUCCCGGCACCGUACGAGAUCGCGCCACCGCGAUCCGCGCGCUGCACGUAGGCUGCCGUUCGCGUCGCGUAAUUUUUUGCGUCGCGAAGAAGGCGCGCUUCUCCGAGGAAGAUAUCUUCGAGAUUCCCCCGAGUUCUCCAGUCUGCUGUGCUUCGCGUCUGUGCAAAGUAUAAGUCGCGGACAAACAGAGAGAGAGAAAGAGAAAGGUCGGAUCGGAUCGCCUUCCUCGAAAGAAAGGACUCUCUUCCCUGAAGAAAAAAAAAGGUCCUGAAGGACGGAAAGUUACGAGGUCUUUCCUCGCGGGAGAAAGGACGUUCCUUGACAUCGCGCGUGCCUUUUGUCCUCGGAGAGGAGCCCUACACAGAGGUAUCUAAUGGACCAAAUAAGCCGGAUCGGUACGGUGUUAUCCCUCUCCGCGAAGUAAUCCUUUUUCCCCUUCCCGUGAGAAAGCUCCGCGUUCGCUGCAAAGAGGGAUGUCGUGAUGCAUCGCGAUUUAAAGAGCGGUCCGGGGAUGCCACGCCGCCGCCGUCCCGAGCGAGGACGAACGAGGACGACACGAUCGGCUCUCGCGUGACGACGUUCCGACACGCGGCAUUCCCCGUUGUUGCAUGCGACGGAAAUAGGACGAGGCGCGUGUGUGACGAGCGGGCGAUAAAUUCCUUCGGGAAGGUCGGGAGGAAGAUUGCAUAACGCCACGUUCCCUCCCUACAACCAUCGCCACCUUCCCUUCUCUCCUGCGCGCGCGCGCGCGCGCGUGUGACUCCUCUUCCUCCUCCUCGUCCUUUCUCUCCCUCUUAACUUUUCGCGCCUCUUCUUCAGGAAUAUGUCACCUCGUAUCGAUAUCUAAUUAAGGGCCGGCCGAUAAUCUUUUUUUAACGCGCCUUAGUCCCUGCUCGGUAAGGCGGUGGUAUACUACCCUCGUCCAUCCCUCGCCUCGGCAUCCGGCGUCGGGAAAGGAUCGCACGCGGUACGUCGCGCGGCGACAUCGAUCCGCGCGCGCCUCCUCUCUCACUCGUUCUCUCUCUCACUCUCUCUCCCUUUUUUUUUUCCACCGCGGGAUUAUGUAAAGCAGGCAGUACUGGACGCCGGCCAGGACGUUGACUGCACGUCUUCGUGACGUUGGAAAUUAUUUCUCCGUCUUAGGACGAAAAGAGGUAAUCGCGCGCGCGAUUGUCGAUGCCUAGCUCUUUCUCUUUCCUCCACGCGUUCCUCGCUCGCGUCGCGUGUCGGUGUGUGUGUGUGGUGUGUGCGUGGUGUGUGUGAGUGUGUGGGAGCGCGCGCUAACGCGCAGGGUUUGAACGAUCGAUGGGCCCUUACCGCUCUCUCGCUCUUCCGUGUUUUCAUUACAAUGCGCCACUCGCAUAUACUCGUGGCGGUCUGCCUACCUGCCCGUCCGCCCGCCCGUCCGCAUGCAUAUCGCAUGCAACGCUCGAGAGAGUGCCGAUGCACGGAAACGGGAGCACGCUUUGGCGCAUCGCCCUGACCGAACCGAUCAUGCAUGUCUGCGUUCCCGACCCUGACGAGGAUAAUCUCGGAACGAGAUCCGUGGGUGGAAAAUCCUUGCCAAGACCUACGACCUUCUUUUCAAUUCGGACCGCGAAUACAAAAACGGCGGUUUUCCCGUUUCCCUCUUUGGUAUCUUGUUUUCCUCCCCCGGUGCAUAUUCAAUUUCUCCGAUAUUUCACCCGCUACCCCCCCCCCCCUUCGUAAUCGUAUAUAUGUAUGCCUGUUCGCGUCAGAUAGGUUGUCUCUGCGGUUCUUUCGACGGCUCGCCGAGCCGGCGACGCUUCGUGCCGAUACACUCACUCAGGCGCAUAUCCUCUCUCUAUCUCGCACGAUUUAUCUCUGUCCCUCCUCGGAGAGGCUACAUAGAGCUAUGCGGCGGAGGAUCGAUAAAUAGAAUUGCCUAUCGCACGCUACAACUGUCAGAAAGAAAUACAAUCCGCCGAGGCGCACGCUAGCCUUCUCCUCCGCCGCCGUCGCCGCUGCCACCGCCACCACUCUGCUGGCUUCCACUCGGAAACGCACCGUUGAAUUCCGUUCAAUUCCCGCGCCCCCCGCGUGUCCCCGUUAGAGAACGAUCUCCCCGAAGGAGGACGUAGGGCGAGGAGGGAGAAUGUCGAUUCGCGUGGCCUCAGGAAGCGAAGAAUCCGAGAUCAAAGGAGGAUCGUCCGGUUGUCGUUCCGGUUGCCGAAGAUCGCCAUCGCGGUGCUGCUCAACGGUGCACGACGACAGGUGCGCGUGACAACGAGGGGGGGGGGAGAGGGGGGACAGGCAUGAACGUUACCAGCAACGACCUUCCGGUGCGGCUAUGCAGCACGACGUGCCUCGCGUGACUCGCGCCGGUCACGAGUAGAGAAGAGGAUCGGCGUCCUCCCUCGUCUCACCACCGUCUCUCCCUCGCGUGAGCACAUCGUCGGCGGCGACGGCGACGGCGGCCCACCACCACCACCAAACCAACGGUGCAACGACGCGCUGGCCCGUCUCUCCUCCUAUACAACCCCCCGCGUUCGCGGGGCACACAAUCCUUACGACGAGGACACGCACACCAGGGUGGCACGAUAGUAUGACGGUGAUGCUGCUGCAACGUUCAGUCACCCCGCAGUCGACGCACAGCCAAAAGACAGCGACGAAGGACUGCAGCGCGAAGCCGCCCUUUCUCUUUCUGCUGGACGACCGUGAGGAGCAUCGGCACUCGACCGAUACCAACACCACCACGACCACUACGAACAACAACAACAACAACAAUAAUAACAACAAUAACAACAAUAACGUCAACAAUAACAACGUCUUCAAGAGAGGCGGAGGCCGGAGGAACAACAGCCACGAUCACGUCGCCGACGAGGCGCCGUCGUCGGUGACGUCCCAUCGACUCGCCGGCGGUGGUCAGGACGUCGCGAUGCGAUAUUACCGCCUCUGGAUCUACGCCUGUAACCUGGUGCUGUUCGGUAGCGCGAUCGGCUUCGCCGCCGCGGUGUCGCAGACCCUCCUGUUCACCGGCGAUCCACGCCGGCACGUGGUGCCGGGUGUACCACGCGUCUACGACCCCACCGCGCUCUACGGCUUCCUCGCCCUGACGGCGCAGCUAGGCCUGGUGCAGCUCCUCGGCUGUAUCGCCGCCAGACGGCUCAGCGCCCGGCUGCUCCACGUCUACUGGAUAUUACUGUUGAUAUUGCUCUUCGGCGACGCCGUCGUCGGCGUCGCCUGGAUCUUCCGCUUCGAGAAGAUGCGCGCUGACCUCAGGCCCACGCUCAGGCUACGAUUGCAGAUGGACUACGGCAAGGAACCGCGAUUCAGCGAGCAGUGGGACCGACUUCAGCGGGAGUUUAUGUGCUGCGGGAUGACCGGACCCAAGGACUUCGGAACGGACAGGAGAUACUGGCCGCAGACCUGCUGCGGACCCAGCAUGAACGCAAGCGAGAUCUGCCCGCAGCCGUAUACUCGCGGCUGCGAGGAGACGCUCUUACGUUGGCUCAAGAAGACGGCGGAUUUGCUGUUCGUCCUGGGCUUCUGCGUGAUUGCUUUCGCCAAGCUCUGCUUCCUCGGCAUUCUACGCUACGAAAUACGGGAGAUGAUACAGAAGAUACGAUUGCUGAGGGAGCCGCCGCCGCCGGCCACGCCGUUCGCGCAACCGCCCUUCUCCCAGGUGCUGCCGGAAAUGGCCGCAAACAACGGCAGCAUCAUGAGACGCACAACAUUGCCUAACGCAGUCACGCCUUCCGGUAACGCGUCCCUGUUGCUGCAGUCGGAUGAGUGCAACACUGGCCGGCAUCCGCUAUUGGCGAACAACCUGCAGGACGGCGGCGCUGACAGUGACACAAACAGCCACUGCGCGUUGAUACUCGAGGAAUCGACGCCUACCUCGGCGAACAACCACAACAGCGCGGCCGGCGGCGGUCGUGAAAAGAGCAACGGUAACAACAACUACGAGAUGCGUGAGUUUAACCGCAGGCUACUGCUGUCGAACGGCACCAGCCCGGGCACGGGCGUGACCGUGACGGGCGGUCAGAGCAGGCGCACCUGACUAUGGAGGUGGUGGCGAAGCGCCUCGAAUCGCUUCCUAUACAGGAGCAAUCGGCGGCGCGGCGACAUAACGCUGUACAAGUAAAAGAAGAACGACAACCCUCUGGCAGACACUUGAGUUUCUUUUUUAAGAGAGUUAAUACACAUACAUACCCAGCGAGCUACUGGCUGGCGCGAGUCCAAGGGACGGUGCGACAUAAGGAAACGCCGCCGUCGUCGUCAUCGUCGUCGUCGACGUCGACGUCGCCGCAUCGACGCGAAAUCAGCGAAAGUGAAGAAGGGGUUGACAACCGCUGCGCAACUCGUAUUCUAUAGCUCACCCCCUACCUCUCACCCUCGAGGUCUCGCUCGCUGAUUCGCGAUAGUGCGCACAUAAUACGUAACGUGACGACGAGUAGAAAAAUCUGAUGGCGAUGGACGGCGUUGGACGGUGAGACACACACACGAAAGACCAAGCAUUCACGAAUCGAUAUCACGGGUGGGACUGUACAAUUAUUAACGAAAGAACCAAAUCAAAAAAACAUAUACAGUAGUGCGAGAAAGAGAGCUGUCUCCGUUUUGUAAAGCAAAACUCGCGAAGGGGCGCGUUUAAAUUCGCGGCACCAGAAUCGGCGCGCGAAAGUGAAACUUCCCCGAUCUAGGGGUGAGAAAAAGAUACGAGAGCGAGAGAGAGAAAGAGAAAGAGAGACCCGCAAUUCGAGGCUAGAACGUCGUUGCCCUAUGAUUCCUUAAAACGAGCGGCGAGCAACUCACCCCGCGUGAAAGACAGUUUCGAAGAAACCAUUCUAUUUACGGCCCGUAUUCUCGUAGUCGUAUGCUAAUUUCGUCAUCGUCGACGUCGAGCUAUAGAGGGUAGGUGCACGCUAAUUUUAAAUGACCGUUAGAGAGACCACUUUCUUUAGUCUCUUGACUUUUACAAAAUUAAUACGCCGUUUUCCACGUGAGCUUUUGCUGUGUUUGUUGUGUGUGCGUGUGCGCCUAGCCGCGAUGACUACCAACUCGGCCGGUUGCUCAUUAACUGCCCCAGGCUCUCCUCGCAAGUAUACGUAUAUGUACACCUUACGGCAUGCCUUUCCGUCCUCGCGUGGUCGGUGUGCAUAACUACUUUUGCAGAUUUAUUUUUAGCCGUGAAACUUUCUUGCAUUACCCACAUCCGAAUAAAGCCAUCAUCGAUCGUGUCAUCAGCGUACGAGGGAUAUCGUCCGUCGUGCCGUUUCUCACAUACGGGGAUAACGUUCAACUCACGCCGGUAGUAUGUCACAGUCGAGUGUAACUAUCGUCGCCUAUAAAUGACACAUACAAAGCUCUCAUUGGAUUGUCUCUGGACCGACAGUUCUGUCGGAGUUAAUUAAAGACUCCGAGCUAGUAAUCGGAUAUACCUCAUGGAUCGCGUUUCAAAAACGUUAUCUCGAUGGUACAUACAGAGAGCUCUAUUUCCUUUCUGUUUUAUCUCCGCAAACAUCUUGUGGAUAUUCAUCUCUUGAGUCUGCACAUUAUGCGUCUCCGGAUAUUAUUAUACCGCUAUUGAAAUAACAGAGGUAGGGAAUUUAGUUAACUAAUCUCGUUAAUAGACGUUUCUGUUAACCAGAAAAACAGCUAUAAUUCACUCAUUACUAACUUCUGACUUCUAUCCAACUUGAAGAAACUUGAGGCUAUAUUAAGGCUUUACGUCUCUUCUUUUAAUAAUGCAGAAAACUUGUAUGUCUGUCUAUACAAACGGACUACCGGAUAGCAAACUGACGUCAAAAUGAUAAAUAAGUCAGCUUGCUUCACAGAAACAGUAAUCGUUUAAUCAACUCGAAUCUUACGACUAUACUUAUUAAAUUCUAUAACGAACCUUUUAGACCUUCAGAAGCAAUUACGAUAGUUACGGGGUAAUAUUGUGAGAUACUACUGUCAAAUUGAUCAUCCUCCCUUUCUCCAAAAUGGAUGUAUGUCUAGACGUAUCAUUCUUGACAAAGUAAUUUUCUCGUAACACAUCGUUAAUAAUACAACAGAGAGAACGAAAGGACGAGAAGACGAGAAGGAAAGAGAUUUCCGACGAAGGCGACGAUUAAACAAUUUCCAAAUCGCUGUUACACAUACAUCUACAUCAUAAAAGAUACGCGUUACGCAAGUAGCUUAUACCGAUACGUUCCCUGUAGCCAUCAUUGUUGGAUUAACUAAAACAAGCGUGAACCGGAGUUAUUUCAUUCAGUGUUCUUCAAACUGUUCUCCCCUUCUUUUUCCGCACGCUUUCCGGUGUCCCAAUAAUGAAGAUUCAUCUCGUAAGCGACAAAGAUAGUGUAAAAACGCGAAAUAAAUUGGCUUCCUAGCUAGGAUUAAAGGAAUCUUAGGGUUAUACAUUUAAUGAGGGGUGACAAUGAUAACGGAUACAAAUACUAUAGUAGGCUGUAUAUACAUAUGGCAUAUGAUAGAUAAUAAGUGUCGAUUGUCUGCUUAAGGAGAAACCGAGGUAUUAUCUGUUAAUUGUUCGAAUGCACAUCUCCACUGGUGUUACAAAAUGGAAACGCUUUACGUUAAUCCCUUAUCUGUCGCAGUUGAAUUUACGUGUCUCGAAAAUCUGGCGUUUAACAUGUCAAAGUAUAAUUACACUAGUCUGGAAAACAGGGUAAUUAUUAAUCUCGAGCAGUUGCCUGACCACCCUUGGGCUAUUAGCGAGGUAGAAUGUUUGGGCGUUGUCACCAAGUAAAAUAAUUGACUCGUUUCGUUCCCUCCACGUGAAAAGUAAUUAAUUUACCGACGACGCGCCAGUCCUAUCAUUCUUUCUUAAUCAGACCAUCGAAUUAUUGUUGAAUGUAAUAAUAAUGUGAAAGCUUACACCUCGCAGACACACAGCCUCUGCCACUAAAUGUAUAUAAUGUUAUAUACAAAAGAGAUAUAGGGGGGAGAGAGAGAGAAAGAGAGAGAGAGAGAGAGAGAGAGAAAGUACGAGAGAGAGAUUCUCUUUCUAACCGUUUUUUAAUUAGUCGAAAAAAAUACGUUCGGAAAAAAACUAAAAAAAAAGAACAUACGAAACUUAUAUCACAUUCCGAAGAAACGAGAUAUUUAAAUUCGCUUCGGUUUGUAUUAAUGUACCAUUUAAUAAUAGAAAAAAAAAGAAAGCGGAAGAUUUUAGGCGUUUAUAUUUUAUUCAGGCGAUAUUUCCUGAUGUUGCAUACAACCACACUGCAAGAAAGACUUCAAAGUUCAAAACGAGCGUAGCGAUUUGUAACGGAUUGGUAUCUAAAUGUAAUAUACAAACUGAAGUGGAAGACGGGGAGCUUUGAAUAGUGCCUGCUUAAUAAAACCCAAUUUAUUAUAUAUCUCAGAAAACUAGGGUAUGGUCGAACAAUUAGUCGUUUGCGACAUUGCACGUUGGAUCCGAAUCCGGCAGAUCGGUCAGCAGGAGACAGCAGUUCACAAACAUACGAUCCUCUUUUUGGCCGAGUUUAUAUGCAUUCUGUACCAACUUUUCUAGCAUUAUAUAAUAUCGUAGAAUAGAUCCGAGAGUGUCAUUAAUAAAGCCGAUGAUUAAAAAUACUUUCGCACAAAUGGUAUAAAGACCGAUUUCCCUGAACCGCGCGGCUCCUCCGUGACCAAUCGAUCCGCUUCUGCCACGUGUGCAAUGUCGCAAACGAGACGUUUCAUAGAGUGAUCGUAGCGCGAUACCGGAAGAACAGUAUGCACACUUAAAAGCUUUGACUACCUUAAUAUUGUAUAAAGACGACAAACCACGCGACGGAAGAGAGGAAAAAAAUAAGAGCGUAUCCGAAGACUGUUAACGAAGAAGAGCGAAGACGAAAUAAUUAACAAGUAGUUACAAGCUACAAUCGAGCUCAAUAGCGCGUUUACGUUGGUGAACCUUUCACAAUAUCGUAUCGACAAGCUUGCGUCUGUAUUUAAUUUACAUUGUAUACGGGGAUACGCCGGCGCGGUUGCAAAUACGGCCGCGUAUUUCACAGGUUUGCUAUUCUAUAAAAGCGUUUGUUAACCAUACACCACAUACUCUUCCCCUGUUCUACGCGAGAUUUCCCAUUAUUUGAUAUUAUUAAGUGUACAUAAAAAAAAAAACAAGGUGGUAAUUGUAUAUAAAUACUGUUACUGUUCUACAAACUAUAUAUAUUAUGUAAUAUGAAUAUAUAAGAAAAAAAAUUGGUUAUUUAGUAUAACUUUGAUU